Messenger RNA from Paraglomus occultum, 154 nucleotides. Lineage: Eukaryota; Fungi; Glomeromycota; Glomeromycetes; Paraglomerales; Paraglomeraceae. The record is from the annotation of a GenBank genome assembly.
GCGCACCACUACGCACCAAGGCGCACCACUACGCACCAAGGCGCACCACUACGCACCAAGGCGCACCACUACGCACCAAGGCACCACUACGCACCAAGGCGCACCACUACGCACCACUACGCACCACUACGCACCACUACGCACCAAUUCAUAG